AUGGCCUGCGCGGCUCGCUGCUUGCUCCUGGCAUCUCUGGCAUGCUGCGUGUCCGCUGCGCAUGGUAACUGCAUCCCGGAUGACGGCCUUGGGAAUACGACCUGCCAAUCUCCAGACGAGCACUCCUUCGUGCAGAGCUGGAAGCGUACGGAUCGAGCGCCACCUGGGCCACAGCCGCUGCCGGCAGCGCGCCAGCUGGGCCUGAUGUGGGCGCCGGCCAUGUGGCUGGUGCUAUUGGUUCCGUUUGCUGCGAUGCAGUUCUGGACGGGAGCCAAGCCACAGAAGAGUGCCACAGAGGCUUUGCUGCACGGCGCCGGCCUGGCGCGGGGGCAGAAAUGGAGUUCGGAAGCAGAGCAGGAAGGCAGCUCAUCCAGACAGGACGUAUGGCUGGAUGUUGCCGGACUUAGAGAUUUGUGGCUGCUUGAAGUGCAGAGGCAGCGGCAUGGAGCAAGCUUACUCAAGGUGUUGUUGCGUCACUGCCUUAGUGAAAGCUGGAUGGCAAAUGCUUAUGGUACAUGCAUCGGGGCCCUUGGGUUUGCAGCCAAUCUCUUUCUCUCCAUCGCUCUUGGCCAGCUGCUUGAUGGCGUGCGUCGAGGGCAGGCGCAUGGUUUCGAUGGACUCAUGGUGGUCUUGACCUGCGCCGUGCUUCCUUCCCUUGUGGGCUUCUUGGAGGCGGCGAGUUGCACCAGGAAUGCCCGAUUUGCUGCGCGAUGCAGCGCGGCCUUGAUGGGCCUCUUGGGCACGAAGGCUAAGCAACUCCCGGCAACAAAGGUCGGUGUGGAUCCUUUGGCAUCCCUGGGGGGAAUUCAUGGCGCGCUGCGACUCUCAGACCAAGUUGGAGAGGCGGUGCCUUGUCUUUGGCGCGCUGCCAUGGCCUGCGCACAGGUGGCUGUGCUCCUGGCAUGGCUGUGGACACGGUGGGGUGCGAUGGUGCUGCUUGCGCCCUUAGGCUUCGCUCCGCUGCUGCCCGUCACGGCACUUCGGUUGCGUGGCCUUGUCCAGCCCUACGUCUCCUACGAGACUGCCGCGCAGCGCCGGCACGACUUCGUCGCUGCUUCCUGUUCGAAACAGGGCUUGCCCCAAGUGUCGACGCAGAACUUUGUGGAGCGCGCUCAGCAUUUGCGGCGGGAGGAGCUUGGCUUUCUGUGGGUGAUGCACAACCUCAGCUACCAGGUCGCACUGUUGGCUGCACGCUGGCCGCAGGUUAUCGCCCUCGCGUGCGUCGUGGCCAUUGCUGCGCUUGCCCCAACGCAGCCGGAGGUCCUGCUUCCGCUUUUCCUACAGCUGCAUUGCCUGCUGCGACAACUGUCAGUUUGCAGCAGCUCCGUAACCAAGCUCUGUGCAGUGGAGCCUUCCUUGGCUCGAGUGGAGGCGUUUCUGAGCCGGCGGGAGCUGGGAGCUGCGAGCCCCCCCGAGGAGGGGCUGUGCCUCCAUCUGUCGGGAAGCUUCGCCUGGGAGGAAGAGGCGGAGGUCGAGUCCCUGCCUGUACUUGUCGAUCUGGACUUGAAGGUGCCCAGAGGCUCCCUUCUGGCGGUUCUCGGCACGUCUGGGGCCGGGAAGACCUCGCUCUUGCACGCAGCUUCUGGAGCCCUCCAACCGCUAGCAGAUGCUCUUGUGCAGAGGACACCGUCUGCGCUGUUCCUGCCUUCAACGCCUUGGAUAUUUCCAGGCUCAAUGCAAGCCAACAUCCUCUGCGGUAGAAGCUUGGAGUUGCAGCGCUACCAAGAGGUUCUCCAGGCCCUGGGUCUUGAAGCCGUGGCGGAAGAUCCGGAGAGCACCUCGAUGGAUCGGCAAGCCAGAAUUGCUUUGGCCCGGGCUGCGUACGGCAGUGAGGAUCUGGUUCUCAUGGAUGACCCGUUCUGCGGAAUGGCGGCCUCGGACGCUGAGCAAAUUAUUCGCGAGGUGCUUCAAGGGCCCCUGUUUGCGGGGCGCUCCUGCAUCGUAACCUUCGGCAGCGACACCGCGCGCCUUGCCUUGGCCGCUGGAGGCUUCUCCAACCGCAUCGUUCUCGAGGGUGGCGCCAUGGCGGUCAAUGGUACAGUUGGCACAGAGGAUCUGCAGGGGACCUGGGUUUCAUGGGCUCCUUCGAACGCGAAGCCUCUCGUUGCCGGGCCCGACUGCCAGCCUGCCCAAGAGGAGCAGCUCGGGGGUGUCUUUGGCGCGAUGGCCUUCCUGCAGCUGGCGGGUAGAUGCCAAAUCACAUGCGUUUACCUCCUUCUGCUCGUGGAUCAGAUCCUGCAGACUGGGCUGGACUGGUUCGUACUUGUGGCCGCUCUGAAAAUCAGUCGGACCAGAAGCUUGUUCUCUUUCCACUGGCAGCUUGCCACUUGCUGGAUCAACUUCAUGCUUAAGCUGGUGUUAGCACGAGCGGCUGCUUCGUGCUGCACCGCUGCUGGAGAAUCUUUCCACGCGAAGUGGCUCAGCGAGCGCAUAGUGACAGCCUCCAGCAAGAGCGUGAUGCAGGACAUGAAGGUGGUGGACCUUGGACUUUCGCAUCAGGUUUGGGUGUUGCUUGCACUCCUGUGCAGCUCGCUUGGACUUCUCUGUCUGGUGCACGUCCGGUUGCCGCAUCCCCUCUAUGGACUCUUUGCGCUGCCCGCCUACAUGAUGGCAUGUUGGUUCCUCUGGCAAAACUUCUGCCGUCGCGUAGAUCUACACAGGAAGCGGCGUGAAUGCCAAGUCUCCGUUUCCAAAGUGCUGCACGAUUGCUUCGCACCUGGAGCUGCAGCACGACUCAUGGCUCAGGAGUCGCAUGUUCUGGAGGUCGAGGAGGCGACCCUCAAAGCUUACGCUCGCCGAUGUGCCGCCGCACCAUCAGC
This is a messenger RNA of Symbiodinium natans, 2819 nucleotides long. The record is from the annotation of a GenBank genome assembly. Lineage: Eukaryota; Dinophyceae; Suessiales; Symbiodiniaceae.